Monopterus albus (swamp eel) is the source of this 1101-nucleotide messenger RNA. Its product is annotated as nanos homolog 2-like. Gene Ontology annotation, molecular function: RNA binding; zinc ion binding. The transcript has a single exon. The coding region runs from base 342 to 842 and encodes 166 amino acids. The record is from RefSeq and is a predicted model, not a curated record. Lineage: Eukaryota; Metazoa; Chordata; Actinopteri; Synbranchiformes; Synbranchidae.
CACUCCGCAAAUCCCACGGGUCACACGCUGGGACCAAGAUCUUAAACAACCGGUACAGAUCUUCCGCUGAAAUACCGCUUCAGUCAGAUGAACACACAUGGCUUUUUAGUUUCCCAGACUCCACUGGAUCGAUACCCAGCAUCCUCUACGUUCCCAGGGUUACUUCUCUAAAAGCGGUAGCACCCCUUUUUCCAUACCUAAGUCUAACAGGUGCAUUUCCACCCGGCCACAUAGGCACAGCUGGCACCGAGGUUCUGCUGCAGGUGUGUUUUUUUAAAAACAUAAUCAACAACUUCAUUAUUUUAGCAGAGGGUGUUUGGCUGACGCGUUCAAUAUCUAUCAUGGACCCGAAUGGCAAAACUUUCCAGCCCUGGAAAGAUUAUAUGGGACUGUCGGACACGAUCAGAAAGAUCCUGGGACCGAACACUGCCACUCAGUUCCCGAUGCUAGCCUCUACGAAACAUCUCCCCGAUGAAUAUUCACGGCCAGGUUACGCACCAGAAUUAGACCGUUCUGAUGCACCAAAUACGGCGGAUUUUAAACUUAUGCCAAGAUCCACGGGCCCCCGGGGGCCAACAGACAGCAAGAAAAGACGUGAGCCGCCAGAAUUACAUCCAUCAUCUGAGCGCAUGUUGUGCACUUUCUGUAAGCGCAACGGGGAGUCCGAGUUGGUGUACGGAUCCCACUGGCUGAAGAGCCAGACAGGAGAGGUUUUGUGCCCGUAUUUAUGGCAGUACGUGUGCCCCCUCUGCGGGGCUACGGGGGCCAAGGCCCACACCAAGCGCUUCUGUCCAAAAGUGGACCACGCAUACAGCUGCGUCUACGUCAAUUCCGGACGCUGAUGCAACAGGUGGCAAGCUAGCAAUAAGACACUGGGCUGAAGGCUGAAUCCUUUUGUGUGUGAUAUUUGUUUAGUAUUGGUGUGUUUUUACUUUGCUGGACUUUUUGUUGGUCAACAGCGUCUGUUUGGUGCUGGGUUUUUGCAAACUACUUUCAAGAAUGACUGCCAGAUAUUAUGUUUGGGAGAAGAACACCUGUUUAUUUUACAUAUUUUUAAAUGUCAAUGAUGUCCAGAUUCGAACAUUAUCACAAAACUACCCA